Culex quinquefasciatus (southern house mosquito) is the source of this 2491-nucleotide messenger RNA. Its product is annotated as ATP-dependent RNA helicase dbp2. Bases 226 to 2217 code for a protein of 663 amino acids. The transcript has 4 exons. The record is from RefSeq and is a predicted model, not a curated record. Gene Ontology annotation, molecular function: RNA helicase activity; ATP binding; RNA binding. Gene Ontology annotation, cellular component: cytoplasm; ribonucleoprotein complex; nucleus. Lineage: Eukaryota; Metazoa; Arthropoda; Insecta; Diptera; Culicidae.
UCGUUCAUAAAUUUGUGAACGUCCCCUUCCAAACAAGCAAAAAGUUACGCCAUAUUGGAAGAUUCGAAAAAGUGAAAAGUGGCUUAUCUGUAAGGAGCGCUGAAAAAUCAUAUUUUUUACUGUAAAUCUUGUUUAAAGCCAAACUAAAACUAUGAAUCGCCGUGGUGGAAGCGACCGUGGAGGGCGUGACUUUCGCAGUGGCGGGGCGGAGGCUCAUCCAGCUUAAUGCGUCGGAAUGAUCGCAACGGAGGCAGGGUGGAGAAGCGUUUCGAUCGACAGGAACGCAACGGGGAAAAUCUGCGCGCCAUUCGGUGGGAUCAGGAAAAGUUGGACGCUUUUGCGAAGAACUUUUUCAAACCGGCUAGCAGUGUUCUGGACCGUUCCCGGGCGGAGGUGAAUGCGUACCUGGACAAGAAUGAAAUCACCGUGAUCGGGAAGAACAUCCCGGCUCCGAUUUUGUACUUUGAGGAGGGCGGCUUCCCGAGCAGUAUUCUGGCGGAGAUUACGCGCCAAGGUUACAAGGAACCGACGCAGAUUCAGGCCGUCGGAUGGUCAAUUGCGACCAGUGGCCGGGACAUGGUGGGUAUCGCCAAGACCGGAAGUGGCAAAACGUUGGCUUACAUUUUGCCGGCGUUGAUCCACAUCAGCAACCAACCGAGGUUGAUGCGCGGAGACGGUCCGAUUGCGUUGGUUUUGGCCCCGACUCGGGAGUUGGCGCAGCAGAUUCAGCAGGUUUGCGACGAUUUUGGUCGGAGAAUGAGCGUCAUGAACACAUGCAUCUUUGGAGGUGCCUCCAAGAUGGGACAGGCAAACGACUUGAGACGGGGCGUCGAGAUUGUGAUUGCCACGCCAGGUCGGUUGAUUGAUUUUCUCGAAAGCGGGACGACAAACUUGCGCCGGACGACGUAUCUUGUGCUGGAUGAAGCCGAUCGUAUGCUUGACAUGGGCUUCGAGCCUCAAAUCCGAAAAAUCAUCUCCCAGAUUCGUCCGGAUCGCCAGGUUCUUAUGUGGUCCGCCACUUGGCCUAAGGAAAUUCGCAAAUUGGCGGAAGAAUUCUUGCGAGACUACAUCCAAAUCAACAUCGGUUCGCUCAACUUGGCCGCGAACGAGAACAUUUUGCAGAUCAUCGAGUGUUGCCAGGAGUACGAGAAAGAAUCGCGUUUGUUUAAGCUACUCGCAGAGAUUGGUAAACAGGGUGAUAACAAGGCGAUUGUUUUCGUUGAAACAAAGCGGAAGGUCGAUCAAAUUGCUGGAAUAAUUAAACGUAACGGAUGGAGAGCGGAUGGAAUCCACGGUGACAAAACACAAAAAGAUCGCGAUUACGUUCUGAACACUUUCCGACGCAUGAACAACGGAAUCCUGGUGGCCACCGACGUGGCUUCUCGUGGUUUAGAUGUGGACGAUGUCAAGUACGUCAUCAACUUUGAUUUUCCGAACAACACGGAGGACUACAUUCAUCGUAUCGGUCGUACCGGACGAUCUACCAACAAGGGCACGGCUUACACCUUCUUCACGCCAUCCAACUCUUCCAAGGCUAACGAUCUGAUUCAAGUGCUGAAGACGGCCAAUCAGUAUGUCAACCCGGAACUGCAGGAGUACGCGCGCUUCGGCGGCGGUGGUGGUCGUAACCGUGGCCGUGGAGGAAGCGGCGGAGGACGAUUUGGAGGCGGUGGAGGCCGCGAUCGUGGCUCGUUCAGAAAUGAUGCCAAGGGUCGACGUGGGGACGAUUUCGGUCGGAAUGGAGAUGAUCGUGGACCGAAGUUUGCACGCCGGGAUGACUACGGCGGAGGUUUUGGAGCCAAGAGUGGUGGUGGUGGCCUGGAUAGUGGAUUCAAAUCGGGUGGCGCGUUUGGUUCCGGCGGUGGGCGCGAUGGUGGAUUCAGGUCUGGAGGAACCUCAGGAUUGGGAGGGUUUGGCAGUAGCAACAGCAGCAGCGUCCGCCCUCUGAAUGGCGCCAGUUCUGGUGGGUACGGCGCAGACAGACACGUUCCAAGCAUUCCAUCUGCUGCCAGCUUCAGCAAGCCUCCGCCGUCGUUUGGAAGUGCGCCACCUUCCGGUUUCAGUGCUCCGCCACCUUCUCGCGGCACAGACCUACGAUCGAGACCUCCAUUGGCGAGCACAGUUGGCAGCUCGUUUGGAUCACUCAACGGAAGUGCGGGCUACGGAGCUGGUGGUGCGGGCGGUUUUUCCAGCAGCACCAGUGCUCGACCCUACUGAACUCAUACAAAAUCAUGGAAUAAUCACUCAUACCGGCAAAAAUACAAAUUUUAACUAGCGUGACAUAACCAAAAUCCCACAUCGCUUUGCAUGAAUAUUUGCUUCAAUCAGUGGAACGGUGACAAUUUUUUAUUAUUUUUAUUACUUUCAAAGUUUAUAAAGAGCCUCCAGGUUCGCAACUCAAUCAUUGCUUAACUUCACUAGAACACAUUACUAGCGAUAAGUCUAAUAUAUUAAGCUGAGAAAAAUAUAAAAUGGGGUGUAUAUCGUCAAA